This is a messenger RNA of Metopolophium dirhodum (rose-grain aphid), 1187 nucleotides long. RefSeq names its product E3 ubiquitin-protein ligase Topors-like. Gene Ontology annotation, biological process: protein monoubiquitination; protein polyubiquitination. Bases 373 to 750 code for a protein of 125 amino acids. The transcript has 6 exons. The record is from RefSeq and is a predicted model, not a curated record. NCBI's taxonomy places the organism in Eukaryota, Metazoa, Arthropoda, Insecta, Hemiptera, Aphididae. Gene Ontology annotation, molecular function: ubiquitin protein ligase activity.
AAAAAAUAAUACUUAAAUAAUAUUCUUCAUGUAUAAUACAUAUUAUUACUGUCAAUAAUAUAGUAAUAACAUAUUAUACCAAAUAGUAUUGUAUAUGCCUCACAUGAAUAUAGUAUGACGCAUGAAGUAAACGUCCGACAAGACACAAUUUCAAAGCCGAUAGACUCCGCUAGCCGCGCCGCCUAGGGGACGAAUUUUAUCCAUACAGCAACAACAACCCCGUCAAGAGCGUGGUGGGGUGAAAUUCCUGAGUCAUUGGCAGGUCCAGAGUGCCACGUUCUUGGCAGUCGCGUCAUUGUGUUUUUCUCUCUACAACAAGUAAGACGCAUAUUGACGCAUCCACUACAACACUUAACUGACUAAAAUUUCAACAUGUCCCAAGACUGUCCAAUUUGUUUAUGUGACAUUGACAACAAAAGCUAUACAAAUGUGUGUAAACAUUUUUUUUGUUAUACAUGUUUAAAACAGUGGUCAAAAGAAUGUUUAUUUCUACGCCCAAAUUCUGAACCCACUUGUCCAGUAUGCAGAAAGAAUUUUAUACAUAUCUACCAUUCUUUUGAUGACUUAGAAAAUCAUAAAAGCACAUAUACCAUCAUUCCAGGAAUAAACCAUGACAUUUUACCAUCUGCAAUACCUAGAACUUUAAGUGUAAGAACCUUUAGUUCUAUGUCAAAUGGUAAUAGAGAGUUCAGUGGAAUGAACAGGUUACUUCGAAAUAAUGGCUAUCCUGGACAAAGUGGACACCAAUAAUUGAUAUGAACCAGAGGAAGAAUCUACCGCUGUGAUUCUUUAGCUGAGAUUAAAUCAAAAUCGUCAAUUUCUUCCCACUUUAUUAAAAACAUCAAUUCUCCACUAGCAUCAUUUGCACCAAUAAUUCUCUCAGCUAUUUUUGAAGCGACUUCUUUUACACUGGAAUAAAAAUACAUUAACAUGUUAAUAAAAAUAGAUGUAUCAUUAAUUUAAAAAGGUUUCCUGCAGAUGACACCAUAAAAUAUCAAGUAAACAAUAGGCCAUUAUUUUUAACUUUGUCAGUAUAACAACUAAAUUAUUUGUUUUUUAUACACUAUACCAAUUGUACCAAUAAACAUUAUUUUAAAUAAAUGUUGAAAUCAAUAUUUAUAUACUUAAUUAGUGUACACAUUUUGUUUGAAAAAAACAGUUAAGUAUAUUCCACUCGUGUAAAAAUA